CCACAUGCAAGAUCUUCGAAAAGAAAUCUCCAACCCCGAAUCUCCAAACACCAAACAUCCUCCUCCGCUUCGUCCAGAACCCCCAAAUCGGACUCCAUUCUAGCUGCCCUCACCAUGGCUUCUCUCGGGGAAGAUCUGCUUGGGGUUGUCAAUAAACUGCAGGAUCUGGUAUUCAAUACCAUCGGCACCGAUUCAGGUCUUGAUUUACCGCAAAUUGUCGUCGUCGGUUCGCAGAGCAGCGGAAAAUCGUCGGUGCUCGAGAAUAUUGUCGGGCGGGAUUUUCUGCCUCGUGGUGCCGGCAUUGUCACUCGUCGUCCACUCAUCCUUCAGUUGAUCAAUAUACCCAGCAGCAGUGAGGUGGAAGGCGACCAACCCGGACAACCGGCUCCGCCAGAACAGCCCGAAUUCGGAGAGUUCCUACACCAGCCCAACCGACGCUUCUAUGACUUCGCCGAGAUCCGUCGGGAGAUCGAAGCCGAGACGGCCAGGAUCGCGGGAAGUAACAAGGGAAUCAACCGAAGUCCCAUCAACCUGAAGAUUUACUCUCCCCAUGUCUUGAGUUUGACUUUGGUCGAUUUGCCUGGUCUCACCAAGAUCGCAAUUGGAGACCAGCCGGCAGAUAUCGAAAAGCAGACUAGGAAUCUUAUCUCCGAGUAUAUCGCCAAACCGAACAGUAUCAUCCUGGCCGUAUCACCCGCGAACGUGGAUAUUGUCAACUCCGAAGCUUUGAAGAUCGCUCGGCAGGUUGAUCCUCAGGGCAAACGAACAAUCGGUGUGCUCACAAAGCUGGACCUGAUGGACCACGGCACCAAUGCUUUGGAGAUUCUGUCAGGCCGUGUUUACCCGUUAAAACUGGGGUUCAUCGGUGUGGUGAACCGGUCGCAGCAGGAUAUCCAGGGCAACAAGCUGUUGGUUGAUGCUUUGAAGGCGGAAGCGGAGUUCUUCAGAUAUCACCCCGCUUACCGUAACAUGGCCCACCGUUGUGGAACACAGUUCCUUGCGAAGAGCCUGAACAGCACUCUGAUGGCGCACAUCCGAGAGAGGCUACCAGACAUCAAAGCUAGACUCAACACCUUGAUGGGUCAGACGCAACAAGAGCUCGCAUCUUAUGGGGAUAUGCACUUUAGCGGGAAGGAACACAGGGGUUCCCUCAUUCUGCAGCUGAUGACUCGGUUCGCCAGCUCGUUCAUUGCGUCUAUUGAUGGUACCUCUUCAGACAUCUCCACCAAGGAGCUUUGCGGUGGCGCCAGGGUCUACUAUAUAUUCAACAGUGUCUUCGGAAGCUCGUUGGAGUCGAUUGAUCCUACACAAAACCUCUCUGUGCUGGACAUUCGCACGGCGAUCCGGAACUCGACCGGUCCCAGACCCAGUCUGUUCGUCCCCGAAUUGGCGUUCGACCUGCUUGUCAAGCCCCAGAUCCGGCUACUGGAGAACCCUGCUCACCGCUGUGUGGAGCUCGUCUACGAGGAGCUAAUAAAGAUUUGCCACACAUGUGGAAGCACCGAGCUGUCGAGAUUCCCGAGACUGCAGGCCAAGCUUAUCGAAGUCGUGAGCGACCUUCUCCGGGAACGGUUGGGCCCGACGUCCCACUACGUCGAAAGUCUCAUCGCCAUCCAAAGGGCCUACGUCAACACCAAUCACCCGAAUUUCUUGGGUGCGGCAGCGGCGAUGUCGUCGGUUAUCCAGAGCAGGCAGGAGAAGGAACGGAAGGCACAAGCAUACGAAAGACGGAAAGAGCGUGGCGAUAGACGCAAGCCAACUGUCCUGCAUACGGCCACUGCCAAUGCAGCUCUCAACGGAGCUGAAGGAGCUGAUUUCGAUGAAAAUGCUCAGAGCGUUGUCGCCAGCAACCACACACACAAGCGAGUGCACUCUCGGUCCAUGUCACCUGCGCCUGGGCACUCCAUCGAGACUGGGCCUGUGUCAGGUGCCAUUAAUGGCAGACCCAACACCCCUCAUUCGUUCGGAGGAGGAGGAGGAGGAGCCGGCGGAGCUUCGGCAAACAAGGCUACCGAUUCUUUCCUGAACUACUUCUUCGGACAAGAGAAACCUCAGAGUGCCGGUGGUCCGAUGUCGAGAGCCGUCCAGGAGCAGGCAUUCAGCCCUAACUCCCGGAGACUCGACCGAGUGGAGCGUGAACAGAGCUACGAUGUUGCCCAACUCUCGCGAGACUUCGACGAUACCUCCAUGACACAGCAGCAGUCGCCAAUGAACCCGGAAGAGGCAGCUCUCACAGACCGGGAACAGCUGGAGACGGAACUCAUCCGUCGGCUGAUUUCGUCAUACUUCAACAUCGUCCGUGAGACGAUUGCCGACCAGGUGCCCAAGGCUAUCAUGCAUCUCCUCGUCAACCACAGCAAGGACGCAGUCCAGAACCGGCUCGUCACGGAACUUUAUCGCGAGGACUUCUUCAACGAUCUGCUCUACGAGGACGACAACAUUAAGGCCGAGAGAGAGAAGUGCGAGCGGCUACUGGAAACAUACCGUCAAGCGGCCAGGAUAGUUAAUGAUGUUGUUUAAAAGAAAAUUUGGUGUUUUUAGAAGUUUUGUCAUGUAGGUAUUGCUAUUGGUUGCCAAUUGUCUUGCAACCGACCGAUCGAUCUACAGGGUGGCGCAGUGGGUAGGCGGAAGCCUGCACCGGGGUUACUUUCUCACUCAACUAUUCUUCCUCGCUUUCUUUCUUUUUUUUCUUCUUUUCUGCGCUUUUCUGUCGGUGGAGUUUUCAUCGUUUGGGAAGCGGUGAUAGACACGGAU
Messenger RNA from Tricharina praecox, 2754 nucleotides. Its product is annotated as Dynamin central region-domain-containing protein. Gene Ontology annotation, biological process: peroxisome fission; mitochondrial fission. Lineage: Eukaryota; Fungi; Ascomycota; Pezizomycetes; Pezizales; Pyronemataceae. The coding region runs from base 115 to 2520 and encodes 801 amino acids. The record is from RefSeq and is a predicted model, not a curated record. The transcript is spliced from 8 exons. Gene Ontology annotation, molecular function: microtubule binding; GTP binding; GTPase activity. Gene Ontology annotation, cellular component: mitochondrion; membrane; cytoplasm.